AUGGGGUUUGCAAGAGCUUUGAUGAUCAUUGUUACCUCAAUGCUAGUGGGUUGCUCCUCAGCUUUGGAUGAAUCGGGAGUAAUUUACGUGGGUGGAAAAGUGAUGUGCCAGGACUGCACUCGGGGCUGGAACGAAUGGGUUAAUGGUGGCAAACCUAUGAAAGGGGUUAAGGUGUCCCUAACAUGCAUGGACAAGAGAAGCCGGGUUGUGUAUUAUACAAGUGACACAACAGAUGAGUUAGGGCAGUACGACUUGAGUGUUAAAAAGUAUGUCUAUGGCAAGGAAUUGGAUACAAAAGGAUGCUCAGUGAGGUUGGUGUCGUCUCCAGAUAACGUUUGCAACCUCCCCACCGACUUUGGUGGUGGAAAUUCUGGCGCCAAGCUCAACAACCCUACAUCAGUUUAUCGCAGUUUGAUCAAAUACAUGAUCAAUCCUUUUUAUUACACCACCCCUAUGUGCGAUAAACCUGACACUGAGGUCUCUGAUUCUGAACCUCAAGAUUACCAUGGACCAGGAGGCUAUUACUAA
Messenger RNA from Sphenostylis stenocarpa, 528 nucleotides. The record is from the annotation of a GenBank genome assembly. NCBI's taxonomy places the organism in Eukaryota, Viridiplantae, Streptophyta, Magnoliopsida, Fabales, Fabaceae.